GUACGAAAGUGUGACGAUACUGUACGUACAUGAUUGUGUCCAGUGUAGCACAUAGUACAUACGCAACUUCCCGUCUUUGAGUAGUUUCAUUUUGAUCGUCAUGAAAUAGCACUUUUUCUGCAUUCUUUGCCCUCAUAUAGACAAUUCAAGCUUCGCUGGAACUUUCACAAGUUCGGUAUAUAUAAGAUUAUCUGGUUGAAAUCGGUGAAACUCAAGGUAUUUCAGUCGCAUUCGGUGAGGAAAUUUGAGAAGAGACAAAGCACGGAGAACAACAUGACCGCCGUGUCCGGGUGUUCUGGUCGCGGGCAAAUGACGGCCAUGCAACGGCCCGCUGGCGGGUCCGCACGACGCCCAAUCACCUACGCCCGUGACAUUCCGCUAACAAUUAGGAACGACAUAUGUCGGAUGCUGGACGUUUCACACGCUUGGAUAAAUCUAGCUGGUCGCCUUGGCUUCAGCAAUGAUGAAGUACAGAGCUUCAAGCAGGCCUUGUACCGCAUGGCCGGCAGCCCGACAGACGAGAUGCUGACGGUAUGGGAUUACGGGUGCCACACCAUCACCGAACUCUAUCGCAAACUGUUUGAAAUGAAGCAUGCUAGGUGCAUGAUGCUUCUCAAGGACUUUGUUGAUCCUAGCCUACAUCACUUGAUCAAGGAAGUACAAGGAGUGCAGCCGACCGACAACGAUAACGACUCGGCAUCCAAUGUGCACCAAGGGCACUCCCAGAUACCUCCAGUUGUCUAUGUCCCUGGUGCAGGAGGCCAACCUCCGUAUACAGCAGACGGGCCGAAAUCAUCACAGGAUUCCACGGCCACUGGGGGCCACCAACCACAUCACCGCAAGCCUGGCCAACCCCAGGCCACUCAGGGAUCCUGGAACGGUGGACCUGAUGAGCAUCAAGCUGGGUCCUUGGCCGUCAAGAAUCAAGGAAGGAGAAGCGAGGGUCUGACUGCCAACAUGAACAAGGACUCCUCGGAGAAGGUCAUCGGGCUGGGCUCACCGUUCCAAGGCUGGGAGGGGGGCUCCAGCAGUGCCAACAACAAGAGCGGGAACCGAGGGGAGCUGAUCAGCGGUGGCAGCGAUGGGAUUGGCAGCAGCCAGGUGAUGGGAGAGAAGGAGAGACUGGAAAACUAUCAGGACCAGUCUGCGUUGAGUUUGACAAUCCAUAUCCCUUAUGAUGAUAUCGUCAAGGCAACCAACAACUUUAACGGCACCUACAGGCUGGGGGAGGGUGCGUUCGGCACAGUGUACCAUGCUGUUAUUAAUCUGACGAACUACGCCGUGAAACGAAUGAAACAGAAUGAGCACAUGGGGUUUGAGACUAACAAGAUCGCUCGGGCCGACCAGAUGAAGGAACUGCGGGCACUCGUCACUUACCGCAACCCUUACAUCGUGGCCUUGUGUGCCUUCUGUUUUGAUGGCCCCUCCCCAUGUCUGGUCUAUGAAUUCAUGGAGAACGGAUCCCUCGAAGACAACCUGCUAUGCAAGGCACAGCGUGGUCCCUUAGACUGGCGAACAAGGCACAGGAUUGCUGAAGGUGCUGCAUUGGGAAUCAACUUCCUUCACAAGGCCCAGGAAAAACCACUGAUCCAUGGUGACAUCAAGAGUGCCAACAUACUUCUAGGAAAACACAUGGAGCCGAAGAUAGCAGACUUUGGCUUGGCCAGGUUUGGCCCAGAGGACGGCAAGACCUACUGCUACCUGAAGACCAAGAACGCCCACGGAACCUUGCCGUAUCUCCCUGAGGAGUUCAAGCGAAGCUUCAAGCUCUCGACCAAGGUGGACGUCUUCAGCUUUGGCGUGGUUCUGAUGGAAAUCCUUGCCGGGGAACGAGUAUCAGACAGCAGACGUGAACCCAACAAACUAUUGACCGACAUUGUAGAAGAGGCCAUGGAACUGGAGAAGCAGCAAAAAGGUGUGAUAGAGAGGAUCCGAGACCGACGCUGUCCAGACUGGCCCUGGGACAUCGCCUGGUACCUGCUGGAUCUAGCCCUCAAAUGCACCAGGUCAAAGUUCACACAGCGGCCAGAAAUAGUUGAGGCUGUCAACACUUUGAGAGACAUCGCUGCUGAAAUUGCUAGACGUGAUGAAAUGCAGAAACGCAGAGAAGAAUAUCCUGUGCAGGAUACCAAGCGCCGAAGCCCCGAAGGUUUCCAGGAUCAGUACUACACACCCCAACCCCAGAGGUACAGCCCGCCCUCACAUGAGGCAUCGGUGAGAUACGCAUCGCAAACCGGGCCAGGCGGGGUACCAGUCAGACGGGACUUGAGCAUAGAGUCCAACACUGCGGUGACACGGCCGGGGCCGGUUCCCGAUCCAAGGUACGAGGCGAGCUAUCAGCGGCACCCAAUGCAGCAAACAGGGAUGGGAUAUAAUCAAGGUCGCUACCCAGCACCUCAGGGGUACGGAGAUCCGAGGCUCAGCUAUCAGCAGCCGGGUAUCAGGAGGCACACAUCAUCGGAGACGUCAGAUGACAACAACCUCUUCAGCGAAGACAAGCUUGAUUUCUCAUCUAUGUCAUCCUCACUGACAUCUUACGACAUGUCCAGGGUGGGGGAUCCAUCAAUGUGCCAACCACUUCUGUAUCAGAGUCAGUCAUCUGUGCCCUCCUCGGUCAGCUAUCAGCACCAGCAGUCAAAUCCUUACAGUCCUCCUGUCUACGACGUGAGGCACCCGGACCCAAGGCAGCUUUACCCAAGCCAUCAGAAUCCGGCCGGUUACCAUACCCAGACCUCCCAGGGCUACCCAGUGUCACAGCAAGGUGGGUCCCAAUACCAAAACCCCCUGUGCUCCUCUAUGGUUGGUAACGUCAGCCCCUACCAGGAUUCCAGGUACCAGACUACCGAAUCCAGUUACUACGCGACUCAGAAUCCUGCCGUCCACUCAACAUCAGAGAGCCAGCGACGCCAGGAGAGUCUGACCCUCCAGGAUCACAUGAGGCAGCUUGACAUCUCACAGCUGCCUACCAAGCCACUGGGAGGUCCGACACAGCAAGAUGCCCCUCCAAAACUCCCAACAGACCGUCCAUCCCAGCAGCCUGCCUUGGUCUCAGCGGGGAUCCCCAGGAGAGAACCAGAGCAGAACACAGACAUCAUCCCUGGAUACAAGCCUGGAAUGAAGGAGAAGUCGUUCAAACCUCCCCUGGUGGCAACGAUUAGCGAGGAGAGUGAUGAAGAAGCCACCCCACUGCGUACCUCCCUCACCACCGCCGAGAUGCAGCAGUAUCUGGCAGGCAAGCCUCGCGAACCAAGCCAGCAGACGGAGAAAAUGUCAGAAAGUCCAGCCAAAGUGGCUUCAGCUGCCCCAAAGGAAAACACUACCGCAGCAACAGGAGAGGAAGCAUCUCCACUUAAAUCGUCCCUGACCACAGUCCAGAUGAGGCAAUACCUACCCAGCAAGCGAGAACCUACCGAGGAAACAGAAGGAGAAUCGGCCACCAACAGAUUGGAGGAAGCCUUAGUGUCUGCCUCGCAUCAUCGAGACAGGAGCUCACCCAGGCCAGCAUCUGCCACCGAAACACCAGACACAGGCCCCCUUGGGACCAGCGAUGACUGUAUGUAUGAAAAAUCCGAUCUGCAGUCUUCCCUCACCACUCAACAGAUGCGACAGUUUUUACCAGGUCGGCGGGAACCCAGCCAAGAGACAGAAACGGGACCGUCAGUCAACGACAGAACAACCGUUCCUCCAAGUCAGAGAUCUGUUGAAGAAUCGGAGGUUUGCUACUCAGCUCCACCCAACAUGGCGGCACCCUUAGCCCAGAGAGCUGACUUCGCUACAAGAAGGGAGCCACAACAAUUGACAGAGCCACUGAAUGGUAGCCACUAAAAGGGUACGGUGCAUGCCAGAAAUAUGUCACCAACUUCAAAUACCACGUGCCAAUUUCAAUAGCAUAGCUUCAUACGGCCGUGAAGGGCAAAACCUAAUAUGGCCUUAAAAUCAACCCGACAAAAAAAUUCCAUCUUAUGAAUAGCAUAGCUUGUGCUAGCAAAACAGCUGCACACUUGCACACACGUGGAGAUUUCUGUUGUGUCUGUUUUUUAUAGGCUGCUCUGAAGUUUUUGAGCUCUUUGCUGGCUUGUUGCCCAUGGUGCCCUUGAAAUGGAUAGUGGUCUUCCAAGCAGAAAAUGGUGUCCGUAGUAGCGCAAUGACAUCGUGCUCAGAUCAUUUUGAUAAGUGUACAACAUAUUCAACUCUCAACUCUGUAUUAUAAACUAAAAGUUUGGUGCUCAAUACAAUAAAUGUAAAAAGUAGGACUGUCUUUAACCUAUACAUCUUUUCACACAUUUUGCACAAGAAAACAUUUAGUUUUUAUUUUAAUUUCAGGGAUUUAGCAGUAUUAAUGAAAGUUUUCUUUGUGUGACUUUUUUUUUGUUAAGUAAAAGUUUGCAUGAAUUAAAGAUAUCGCCUUAUGUCAUCUUACAAUUGGUUGGUCUAUACUGUGAACAUAUAUAUGCAUUUCAGUGGUUAGAUUGUUCUAAAUAGGAACAGCUUGUAAACACUGAAAAUUGUCACUUGUUUGAUUUCAUGAAUCUUUGAAAGUUGACUAGUUUCUUUUAAACCUGAUAACGUGUCAUAGAACGACGGCAACUUUGCAAAUGAAGUUAUAUUUGUGGAGGGACACAGUUUAUACACAUUGUAUAUAAAGUGAUUAUUAACAGAAUUUUGGGUAACAAAUUUCAUUUUUUGGGGUCAAUCUAAGAAUGUUCAAGAUAGAUGCUUAGCUGCUUUGUAAAAAUAUUUAGUCAAGACCUUGUAUAGUGCAAAAUUCCUUAAGUGCAUUUGUAAAAAGAAAAAUAAUUUGUAAUUUAAUAUCACUAUAUUAAAACUUUCAAUAAAUAAAUUCGAAAUUUAUACUA
Messenger RNA from Patiria miniata (bat star), 4856 nucleotides. RefSeq names its product serine/threonine-protein kinase par-1-like. Gene Ontology annotation, molecular function: protein binding; protein kinase activity; ATP binding. The transcript is spliced from 13 exons. NCBI's taxonomy places the organism in Eukaryota, Metazoa, Echinodermata, Asteroidea, Valvatida, Asterinidae. Gene Ontology annotation, biological process: signal transduction; protein phosphorylation. The record is from RefSeq and is a predicted model, not a curated record. The coding region runs from base 274 to 3825 and encodes 1183 amino acids. Gene Ontology annotation, cellular component: plasma membrane.